This is a messenger RNA of Paramecium octaurelia, 1927 nucleotides long. The record is from the annotation of a GenBank genome assembly. Lineage: Eukaryota; Ciliophora; Oligohymenophorea; Peniculida; Parameciidae.
AUGAAAUUAUUUAAUAGUAGGAAAUCGAUUAUAAAGGAGUAAGAUUAAGAAUCUGAUAAAUAACGAUAGAUAGGAGAUUAUCUGUUAGGUUGGUGUUUAGGUUUACAGUAGUUAAAACCCUUGGAUUGGGUACAUUUGGUUUAGUCAAAUUGGCAAUUCAUUAAAUAACUUAGGAGAAAGUAGCAAUUAAAAUUUUGGAGAAAUCUAAAAUAAUAGAUGUGGCUGAUGUUGAAAGGGUCUCUAGGGAGAUACACAUUUUAAAGUUGAUCAGACAUAAACAUGUGAUUCAACUGUAUGAGGUAUUGAAUGAAAAAUAAUCAAAGAUAAUCGAAACAAAGAAAUAUAUAUUUUUGGUUAUGGAAUUCUGUGAUGGAGGCGAACUAUUUGAUUACAUAGUGAAGCAUCAGAAGUAAUUAUCAUGUAGCAUUAAUUAAGACUCUCUGAAAUCGAGGCAUGUAAGUUUAUUCAGGAGUUAAUAUCUGGAAUUGAAUACAUACACAAGUUGAAUAUAGUCCAUAGAGAUCUGAAACCCGAAAACUUGCUAUUAGAUUAUCAAAAGAGUUUGAAGAUUGUAGAUUUUGGAUUAAGCAACACAUAUAAACAGGGAGAACAAUUAAAGACCGCAUGUGGUAGUCCAUGUUAUGCAGCACCUGAAAUGAUACAAGGGAAUAAGUACAAUUCCUUAUUGGUUGAUAUUUGGUCUUGUGGAGUGAUCUUAUUUGCAUCCAUUUGUGGCUAUUUACCAUUUGAAGAUGUAAACACUUCGGCUUUGUAUAAAAAAAUAUUGAAUGGAGAAUAUAAAAUUCCUAAUUUUGUGUCUCCUGAAGGCACAAGUUUUCUGAAAGGAAUUUUGAAUAUCAAUCCAGAGAAGAGGUUUAAUUUGGACUAAAUAAAAUCUCAUCCAUGGUUUAAAUUGUAUCGCCGAUCUCACCCCAUUCCUCCAGGGAUUGUAAUUGGAUAUCACAGAAUCCCUAUUGAUAACAAUAUUGUAUCACAAUUAAAGGACCGAGGAUUUAAUGAAGAGUAUGUAAAAAUAUGUUUGGAUGCAAACAAAUAAAAUAAUGUGACAACUUCAUACUUUUUAUUAAUGAAGAGACAUUUGAUGAAUGGAGGAAUGUCGACUUCCGAUAUAAAUUCAGUGCAUUUUGAACCUAAAUUAUUAGAACCAAUUUAACGCACUUAAAAAGGUAAUCCACACAAUUCUAUGUAUUGUAGCACCUAUACUUGGCUUUUUAGAUGAGUCUAUGCUCAAAACCUUGAAUUCUAAUAGGUCUUAAUCCAAUCAAAGUCGCAAGAACAAGAAAAUGAAUACUCAAUAAAAUAGAGGACACUACUAUUUGUAAGAUGAGAAGUUAAAUAAAUCAAUCCAAAUAAAAUAAUCUCAUCGUUAAGAUAGUUUGGACUCAGAUGAAGAGAUAAGCAAACCCUUUUCUCAGAAUGUUACAUCGAAUGUGAAAAAAUAAAAGGUUAGAACAGAGUCAAAUUAUAAUGCUGAUCAAUCAUUGAAUUAGACAACUUUGAUUGCUGGUAAAAGAUAAUCGAUUUCGCCUGCCAAUGCCAAUCUUAUUCUGUAAUACAUCAGUAAUCAAUAUAUCUAAAUACUUAAUUAGAACAAUAAAAAAAACUAACUCCUACUUCCAUCAGAAAUUCAUGCCAACAAAAACCAAAUAUGUUGUCUUUGAAUUAUCAAAGAAAUGUUUAAACUAUUUAUGACCAUGAAGGCUUGAAGAUUAUGAAUUCAAACAAAUAACAAUCUAAUGAGUAAAAGAGAAGCUAAAAUAACUAAUGGAUGCCCUCAACCAUAAUGAAUCCUUAUUAAUUACUGUUAUAAUUGAAUUCAAGGAAAGGAUCUCGAGAUUUAAGUGCUCCUCAUUCAACUAAAUGUGCAAACAAUCCAAAAAGUAAAUCAAUUAAUAGACAAUUUUGA